Messenger RNA from Diutina rugosa, 1917 nucleotides. Its product is annotated as anaphase promoting complex subunit. NCBI's taxonomy places the organism in Eukaryota, Fungi, Ascomycota, Pichiomycetes, Serinales, Debaryomycetaceae. Gene Ontology annotation, molecular function: protein binding. Gene Ontology annotation, biological process: cell division. Bases 1 to 1917 code for a protein of 638 amino acids. The record is from RefSeq and is a predicted model, not a curated record. The transcript has a single exon.
AUGGCUCCCAACAAGACUCCCAGUCAACAUAACCUGACACUAUUUAUCCUGCCCCACAUCAAGAAACAGCCGCUGAAUGUGUUUGUUACUCCCCCUAAUCCAGGUCCUGCUACGCAAGGAUUGUUUGAUACUCCUGGGCUGAACCAACUGCUGUUUUUCCACUCUCUGGAUCAACCGAAUGAGGCGCCGCCUCCAGCGAACCCUGAGCCCCUCACCCAAGCAGAAAAGCUUCGCCUCUGGCGCCAUGAUGCUCUUAAUCAACACCAAUUGAAGACGGCAGAAUUUAUUGGCGAUAAGGUAUUGGCACUCACCGAUGACGCCAACGACGCGUUCUGGCUCGCUCAAGUAUACUACAACGGCGGUAACUACCAGCGAGCUCGAGAACUACUUGCAUCAAAACCCCACUAUGAAAAACUGGUGCUGUGUCGUUAUCUUGCGGCACAAUGCCUUGUCAAAGUGGAACAAUGGGAAGAGGCUCUUGAUUUGAUUGGUGAAACAAAUCCUUUUCACAAAGACGAAAACUACCAAGUAUUGAACGCUGACGGUGGCAUUAAGUUAGAAGCACUGAUGUGUUUCUUGCGAGGUCAAAUUUACGCCCAACAGAACAAUUUCGAUAGAGCUAAAGAGUGCUAUAAAGAAGCUUUACUUGUUGACGUCAAAUGCUACGAAGCAUUUACAGAAUUGAUAGAUGGUAACUUGAUGACACCUCGUGAAGAGUGGGAAUUUGUAAGUCAGCUUAAUUGGCACAAUGCAGAUGAUAACCAUGAGCUUAUUCGACUUCUAUACACUCUGCGAUUAUCGAAAUACCUUAACGUGGGUAAGUUCGAGGAAGCCGAGGCGAUAUUGCGUGAUGAGUACGAAUUGGGCGACAACGCCGAUCUUUUGCUUAGUCGAGCCGAGUAUCUUUAUGUCCAGUGUAACUUUGAUGAGUGUUUGACAGUGUGUGAUAAGAUAUUGGCUCACGACAAGUUUAACUUCAAUGUGUUGCCAUACUAUCUAAACUGUCUCUACGAGGUUGGCGGCAAAAACAAGCUCUUUUUGGUGGCACAUCAGCUUGCAGAGCACCAUCCCACCAAUCCAGUUACGUGGUUGGCAAUUGGCAUCUACUACCUUAGCAUUUCCAAAAUACUGGAAGCGAGAAAGUAUUUCUCAAAGGCGACCAUGCUUGAUUCAAAUUACGGCUAUGCCUGGAUUGGCUUUGCCCAUACGUUUGCUGCUGAAGGGGAACAUGAACAAGCAAUCUCAGCCUAUGCCUACGCUGCCAAAUUGUUCCCAGGUAUUCAUUUGCCCAACCUCUUUUUGGGGAUGCAACAUCUUCAGAUGAACACCCUCAAUCUUGCCGAAGAGUACCUCAUGGCGCUGUACCAUAUCUGCAAUCUGGAUCCGCUUUUACUCAACGAGCUUGGGGUGAUUAAUUACCAUCGCAAUAAUUUUAUUAAGGCGGAGAUUUUCCUCCAGGAAGCACUUCAAGCGGCUAAGCAUCUUAACCUGGAUCUGAAGACCUGGGUACUGAUCCACACCAACUUGGGCCACGUUUAUCGACGGGCCAAACAACCGUACAAAGCGUUAGAGUGUUUCCAACAGGUGCUUAAAUUGCUGAGUAAAAACGAUGCUAAUAUUCUCAGUGCCAUGGGGCUCAUCUACAUGAAGCUAGAAAACUGGUCUAAAGCGAUUGACAUUCUCCAUGACGCCCUCGCCAUCCAGCAGGGUGACCCCAUUGCCCAAGACCUUCUCAAAAAGGCAUUGGAGUGUCACAAAAAAUUCGAUUUCUUCAAAGAUGCCGACAAGGUGUUUGAGCUCUCACUACCCAGUCUAGCCAACCGGGGCGUGCCGGCAGUGGACGACGACAUCGAUGAGGUGGCAGCUAAGCUUAAAGCAGGUAACGACCUGGACGACGAAAAUAUGGAUAUAGAAUAG